Myripristis murdjan (pinecone soldierfish) is the source of this 710-nucleotide messenger RNA. RefSeq names its product membrane-associated guanylate kinase, WW and PDZ domain-containing protein 1-like. The record is from RefSeq and is a predicted model, not a curated record. The transcript is spliced from 3 exons. Gene Ontology annotation, biological process: signal transduction. Gene Ontology annotation, cellular component: cell-cell junction; cytoplasm. NCBI's taxonomy places the organism in Eukaryota, Metazoa, Chordata, Actinopteri, Holocentriformes, Holocentridae. Bases 93 to 710 code for a protein of 205 amino acids. Gene Ontology annotation, molecular function: protein binding.
UUCUGCGUCCCGGGAGCGUGUGAGUGCUAUGCAUCGGCUGAUUUGUAAGCCAGUCCACGGAGCUAAAGGGUUUGGUUUGGGUGUCGGUCAUCAUGUCAAAAGUCAUCCAGAAGAAAAACCACUGGAUCACCAAAGUGAACGAGUGCGCGGUCAGACGAGACGCCCGUGGGGAGCUGAACGUGGAGCUGUGCGGCGGAGCGGAGAACGGAGAGUUUCCAUACAUUGGACAAGUUAGAGAGGAUGCUGUACUUUACCAGAGCGGUAAACUCUACGACAAGGAAUUGCUCCUGGAGGUUGAGGGGCUCUCGGUGGCGGGGCUUCCCCUCUAUGACAUCUUGACAUUGAUGAACAGUUGCAAGGGGCCCAUCAGGUUGAAAACUGUCCGUCAAGGUCACAAGCUGAACAAGGACCUGAAGCACUUCCUGAGCCUGAGGUUUCAAAAGUCUUCCCCAGACCAUGAGCUGCAGCAGACCAUCCGAGCCAAUCUGUAUCGCCAUGCUGUGCCUUGGUCAGCUGCAGACAUGGAGCUGGUGGGUAUUCAUUGUCCUGCUCAAAGACACUUAAGCAGGGCAGAUGCUCACCAACACAGGCUUCUAUGCCAUCUGGCUGAAGAAUGUUCUUUCUCAUCAUUUCUUCAUCAAUACCCUCAUGACCCACUUUCUUUAGCGUCCUGCCCAACUGUUAAAGCUGAAAUCCAUUUUGCAUGUUGA